AUGGCUUCACUUGAACCUUACACACCCGUUAUCGUGGCGCUGGCAGGCGUGGCCUCCCAUCUAUUCUUCUUCAAGAUUGGCGAGCGUGAUAUAUAUCCUCUGAGAUACCUGCAAGCUUUCCUCCUAGCAUGUGCUGUAAGCACCAUUGUCAAAUCUUCUUACGGCAAUCUUCCCACGAAAGAAGCUUUGGGAUUCACCGCGAAAUAUGCAGGUCUCUACCUUGCUGGCCUUUAUGGCAGUUUAAUUACCUACCGACUCUUCUUCAACCCGUUGAACAAGAUUCCUGGCCCGUACUGGGCACGACUCUCCAAGUUCAAUUUCACCUUCCGCGUUGCAGCAAAGUUGGAUAGUUGCCAUGUUCUCCUUGACCUCCAUCAACGCUAUGGCAAGUUCGUACGCAUCGGCCCUUACGACAUCUCCGUUACCCACCCCGACGGCGUUGAAGUCGUCGCAGGCAUCAAAUCCAAAUGCACCAAAGCCCAAUGGUAUUCUCAGGACGUGCCCUUGGUCAGCAUGCAUACAUGUCGAGACCGUGCCCAGCAUGAUCGGCGCCGGCGGAUAUGGUCGCCAGCUUUCAGUGACAAAGCUCUUCGAGGCUAUGAGAAUCGCAUCGAGAAGUACAAUGAUCUCUUAAUACAGAAGCUAGACGAGUCGAAUGGUAAAUCAGUCAAUAUGUCAACAUGGUUCAAUCUUUACAGCUUCGAUGUCAUGGGUGACUUGGCCUUUGGCAAAUCCUACAACAUGCUGGAGUCUGGUGAGCUUCACUGGGCCAUCAAACUGCUAAACGGCGGUAUGGAUCCCAUAGGAUUCGGUCUUCCGGUCUGGUUCUUCCGCGUAGUCACUGCCAUCCCUGGCCUGGCCGCUGAUUAUUGGAGGUUCAUCAACUAUUGUUGCGAAGCGUUGGAUGAGCGUAUCAAAGUGCAGGGAAAGAUGAAGGAUCCGGAUAUCACCCAUACUCUGAUCGAGCAUUUCCAGCAAGGUGAUGAUACUGCGAAACGUACCUUGAUGCCAAUGUUGCAAGGUGACUCAAGACUCAUCAUUGUAGCAGGUAGUGACACAACUGCAGCUACUCUGGUCCAUUUGUUUUACCACUUAUCAACCCAGAAGGAUCUCAUUCACCGUCUCCGUGAGGAGUUAGACGGCCUUGUGAAGAAAGGGGAGAAGAUCGAGCAUGUCAAGAUUCAGGAUGCACCUUUGCUGAAUGGUGCCAUCAACGAGACGCUGAGACUCAACCCUCCAGUACCCAGUGGUGUUUUUCGCAAGACACCAAAAGAAGGCGUCAUGAUCGGAAAUCAAUACAUACCUGGAAAUGUCUGCAUCCAGAUGCCGGGCUAUGUUAUGGCACGAGAUUCGGACAAUUAUCCUUCGCCUUACGAAUUCAUUCCUGAGCGAUUCAGCUCACGACCAGAGCUCGUACUCCAUAAAGACGCCUGGGGCCCAUUCGGUACCGGUCCUUAUGGCUGCAUUGGUAAAAACCUCGCAUACUUGGAAAUACGCCUUCUCACCGCCAAUCUGAUUCGUAAAUUCGACGUCAGCUUGGCCCCAGGAGAAGAUGGAACGAAGCUGCUGAAAGAGACUAAGGACCACUUUACCCUAGGUCUCGGGGAUAUCAACAUGAAAUUCACCAAGCGGACUGGGAAAUAG
Messenger RNA from Exophiala bonariae, 1644 nucleotides. RefSeq lists its product as uncharacterized. Gene Ontology annotation, molecular function: iron ion binding; heme binding; monooxygenase activity. Bases 1 to 1644 code for a protein of 547 amino acids. The record is from RefSeq and is a predicted model, not a curated record. The transcript has 3 exons. Lineage: Eukaryota; Fungi; Ascomycota; Eurotiomycetes; Chaetothyriales; Herpotrichiellaceae.